UGUCGCCAGCCAAUCCAUUCUAAAAUAAAAACAGAGGAGGAGAAGUCACAUGAACCAUGUAAGUGUUCAUUUCAUUCACAGGAGCAGGGCUCGAUCAAAGAGCACAGACGAUCUAGAGCAAGAGGGGAUCGAUUAGGAGGUCAGUAAUGGCGGAGAAGAUGGCCAAGUCUCAGUUCUCUCUCACUUGCAGCCUUUUUAGCCAAUAUUUGAAGGAAAAGAGGACCCUUGGAAACAUCAACCUGGCCCCUACGCCUCUUCAUCACCAAGCUAAAGAGAAGCCGAGAUCUCCUACCACCUUGAACUUGCUACCGGGCGUGGAUGUGUCCGCUGAGGAUCAGUCCAACCCGGACAAAAAAACUCCAAUAUCCAUGGAAUUAUUUCCGCAGCGCGCAGGUUUUGAUUCCCCUGCAAAGGAAGAAUUUGUCAAGAUUCCUUCAAACACGGAGGAGGCAGGGAAGGCUUCGCUGACCAUCUUUUACAACGGCAAGGUGCUGAUUUUCAACGAUUUCCCGGAGGCGAAGGCCAAGGAUCUGAUGCAAAUGGCAGGGAGAGAGAGCAAUCUCGCAGUUCAAAAACUUGCCUCAGCUACCGGCAGUCAGCCGCCAGCGCCGGAGCAGAAUCCAGCUGCUCAGCCUAAUUCUUCUGCAGACAUGCCCAUAGCAAGGAGAAACUCUCUGCACCGGUUCCUGGAGAAGAGGAAGGAUAGGAUUAACACCAAAGCUCCAUACCAAGUCCACGGCGGUAUCUCGCCGGCGCCGGAGGCCGCAGGGAAGCCGGAAAACGGCCAGCCUUGGCUUGGAUUGGGCAGACAAGCUGUGAAAAAGGAGCCUGCUGGUUGUUAGAGCAGCAGAUAGGUUUUGCUUCAACGCGUGCUGCACGCCAUCUUAUCUGCGAUCCAUCACACAUCGAUCUCCGCUUGCUAGCUUUUUCAUUAGAUUUGGCUUCAGAUCCAUGUUAUAGAUGGAUCUGCUAAAUAUCUUCUUCCUUCGAUUAAUCUUUCUGAUUAAUUAGGAGGAUUUAAUUAAUCUUGGUUUAGGGAGGAAUCCUGCUGGUGUACUUUGUCUAAGAUCUAAACAUGUUUCUAUAUUUUUGGAUCUCUCAGGCGGCCCUGCCGAUUGAGGAGAUCUUACCUUAGGAAGAAUUUCUGCUGUAAUAUUAUAUACGAUGAAAUUAAUAUUUUUUUGGUCUUCGGCCAAAAAGUAUUUCUAAAUUAA
This is a messenger RNA of Zingiber officinale, 1214 nucleotides long. Its product is annotated as protein TIFY 10a-like. NCBI's taxonomy places the organism in Eukaryota, Viridiplantae, Streptophyta, Magnoliopsida, Zingiberales, Zingiberaceae. The record is from RefSeq and is a predicted model, not a curated record. Gene Ontology annotation, cellular component: nucleus. The transcript is spliced from 5 exons. Bases 147 to 842 code for a protein of 231 amino acids. Gene Ontology annotation, biological process: regulation of jasmonic acid mediated signaling pathway; response to wounding; regulation of defense response.